AUGCAAGUGGAUUCCAUGGAUGCUAUCAUAGAACGUUGUGUAAAUCGAGUAAGGCUAAACGUCCCUGCAGAUUAUGCAUACCACUGCAAAAAAGCAAGAAAAAAUCCUAAACCCUACGAGGUAACUGAUAUUCGGGGCCUAAGAUAUACACCAGUAGGAGACAUCUAUUAUAAACUUCGGUUCUCUGAUGAAUGAGAAUUACUUUCGCAAAGAAAAUCUCAAGUUGACAUUAUUGCCUGGACAGUGUUGGACCAUCUGUAUAAAGAUAAAAUUCCAAUAUCUGCGCGAAAAUAUUCCGACCUUCAAGAAAUUAACUGUACUAUUCCAGCGGACUAUCAACAUUUUUAUAAUCAUUUGCCACACCUGUGAAUUUGUAGAUGUUUUAGUUUAGAUGUUUUGAUCAUUUUGAAUACACUGAAAUAAAUAUUAUUACUAAAAAUAAAAGUUGCUAACUCCAAAAUUCCUUCUUUUCUAUUCAAAUGAAC
Molecule: messenger RNA, 485 nt
Organism: Acanthoscelides obtectus
Lineage: Eukaryota; Metazoa; Arthropoda; Insecta; Coleoptera; Chrysomelidae
Source: the annotation of a GenBank genome assembly